This is a messenger RNA of Vitrella brassicaformis, 1174 nucleotides long. The record is from the annotation of a GenBank genome assembly. NCBI's taxonomy places the organism in Eukaryota, Vitrellaceae.
UCUAUCAGGGAUCUAUCUGCCAAUUUCUAUCAUGGCCUUCCUAUGUGAUCCCCAUCUGCCAUUACUCCAACGACCAGCCCUGGUCACACGGCAACAGUUCCGCUUCCCAGCAAUGCUUUCGCACAGGAGGGAAGGCAUCGAGCCAUUCCCAAAGCCGCCGCCCUCUGUUCUGUCAGCUUCUGAUGGUCGGGGAUGCAGGCGGUACCAUCUCGGGUUGCUUUCUGUUGCUUUGGGCUCCCUCAUGCUGCCGGCGUGUGGUGCAGAAGCUGCUGCCGACUCAUCAGCAGUCCUGCCCGAAGAGUUCCAGCGCCUCAACUCGGAUCUGAACCGGCUCACUCGGCAGCUUGAGAGCAAUGACCCGAUGGACGUGCCCCUGCUCAUUACGAGGACGAUUCCUCUGCAGCGGUUCAGGGAUGCGGCCGACGCAGCUGCAAAAACGGCACUGGGCUCUGUCGACGGGAUGGACUCACAAGAGUUGGCAUACAAGGCGGACAAGGUGAGAACAAGUCACACCUAACGAGGGUCUUGCUGCCUGUUUUGUGUCAUGCAUGGCUGGGUUGCUGGCUGCGUUAAUGUGUGCAGACGAUUACCAAGAUCAAAACUGACCUGGGUCUGCUGAUGAAGAAGGCCGAGAAGGUCAGGGGCGAUGUGGUGGUGGGGCCGCAGCGGCUGGCAUCGUUGAGAGACCCGCUAUUGAGAAUCGAAUACGAUAUAAGGUUAGGCACGGAGAUGCGCAUUACCCCACCUGCUUUGACCAACACAGCCGCUCACAUGACGUCUUGCGUUUUGCCUGCAGGACACUGGAAGGCGUGUAUGUCCCGAAUGGCAUUGCAAACCCGGCGCUUCGGAAGCCGAUCUUCUCCAUAUGUGAAAGUGGAUUCCUUGUCUGUGAGUGAAGAAGCUCCGUGAGUAAGGGGAGGGGGCCACACACGGCAGGGCGAGCAGACGAUUGUAUCAACGUUUUGCUGCAGAGGGGAUGGGGCAUGGGUGAAUGGACAUGACAUGUGGUGUUGUCGUCGAUUUUGCUGUUUGUGGGGAAGACAAGCUUGAGACAGGCACACCGUAUGGCAGCUGCAUGCCAUCGUGUAGAAUAGAUCUUUCUCUCGGAAAGAGCUGCUGGCAUCUGAAGCCUGUUCUUCACUCGUCAUGGCCGUCAGACUCGCCUUGUCCGUCC